This is a messenger RNA of Rhizophagus irregularis DAOM 181602=DAOM 197198, 580 nucleotides long. Lineage: Eukaryota; Fungi; Glomeromycota; Glomeromycetes; Glomerales; Glomeraceae. The record is from RefSeq and is a predicted model, not a curated record.
AUUUAAUAAGAUAUUAAGAUAUUUAUGAUAGAAAUAUUGUUACAACAAUGCUUAAACUUCUUUGUUGCAUCCUCAUUUUAAUUUUCUCCUCCUUUUGGCUACUUGGUUUAAUAAUUUUUUUCCAGUAAAUAAUACAAAAACCAAAAGUUAAUAGAGCAUAAUUAUGACAAAACAAAUUAUUGUAUCACCAAAUAAAGAAAGAAUUCAGAUUUUUGAACUAAUAAAAACAAUGAUAAUCUCAAUAACAAAUAUAUUCUUAGCUUUUAUAGAAGCCAGUCCACUUUUCGCAAGUGCCACAAAGUUUUACUAUACAACAGCGAUUGCUCAUUUUCUUUCUACCAUAGCAACAUACCCAAAUUUGAAGAAAAAUUACGAUUGUUGUUCUUUCAAGGUUCUCUCCAGUUUCUAUUUCUGCUUUAGAUACUUCAAAGGUCCAACAUCUGAUUUUGGAUUAUGUAGGUCCAAACAAUAAGAAUCAGAAAAAAUUUUGGGACCAUCUGGAUAGUGAUAUGUUAAAGAAGUGAUAAGUUUUGUCUCAUUUCAAAACUUUUUUUUCAAUUUAUUUUUUUGAAAGAAAUAU